AUGGAUGACUGGUGCAACAAUGGUGAGUUUCAGCUGCGCAUAUUUGCUGCAGGGGACUAUGCCUUCCUGUGCACAUGCCCGCGGAGAAGGCGAUUGUGGACCCAGUACGUACAGCGCCGUAGAAACAACUGGACGGGAGGGGCGAAAGCCGAACUGUGCAGUCGUCAUUUUUCCAGCGACCAGUUUGUCGGCGGACUCGAGCGGGAAUUCGGAAUACGUAAACGCGUUCAGUUGAAGCCCACAGCCGUGCCGGAUGUACAUGCGUUUGACGAAGGACCGGCUGAGAGUGGGGCGUCGUCUGCUGUAAGCGGCUCACGUACGGCGUUCGAAAAACGCAGACGACAACAGAUCAUUGCAGACCUGUUGGAACAAAGUGUACAGGAUCAGAAUCUCUCAGAAGACAAGGUUGAUAUUGAGGUUGUAGCUGAGCUGAAAAACAGUGUGGGCACACAGACAAAGUCAUCAGGCAGACACAGAGCAACACAGGUCACUCCUGCUCGCGCUGACGCAGGGGUCCAGUGCACACUCCUCGCCCCACCCCCGGAGAAUGAGGACACCGAUUCGGAGCCGGAGUCUGAGGAAGAGGAGGAUGACGAUGAUGAUGAGGACUACUUUCCCUCAGAGGAGGAGCUGUCAGACACUGAUAGUGAUGACUUAGAGACAGAAGAGAUUCAUCUGCCAGAUGAGUCAGUACCACCCCAGGAGGAGAGAAAGUACCUUGUCUUCCAUUCAGCUCUUCUGCAGCUUUUCUCUCUCUGCCUACUCUGUGGUAGUGGAAAGCAGAAGCUUCGCCUCGAGACCAUUGGGUCCUUCCUGUCCAUCACACAGAUUUGUACCUUGUGCGAACAUGUGAGGACAUGGAGCAGCCAGCCAUUCAUACGCAACACACCAGCUGGGAACUUGCUGAUCUCUGCAGCAGUUCUUUUUGCAGGUAUUGAAUUACUUCCUGUCAAUCAUGUCUAAAGUCAUAUAAACUGAACCUUUAAAGCCACAUUGCAAGGAGGUUUACAGAUGAGUUAAUGUUAAUUUGUG
Branchiostoma belcheri (Belcher's lancelet) is the source of this 1032-nucleotide messenger RNA. RefSeq lists its product as uncharacterized. NCBI's taxonomy places the organism in Eukaryota, Metazoa, Chordata, Leptocardii, Amphioxiformes, Branchiostomatidae. The record is from RefSeq and is a predicted model, not a curated record. The transcript has 8 exons. Bases 1 to 963 code for a protein of 320 amino acids.